Molecule: messenger RNA, 3073 nt
Organism: Pseudophryne corroboree (corroboree frog)
Lineage: Eukaryota; Metazoa; Chordata; Amphibia; Anura; Myobatrachidae
Product: oocyte zinc finger protein XlCOF22-like
Exons: 5
Coding region: 188-2026 (612 amino acids)
Source: RefSeq, a predicted model, not a curated record
UCAACUGCAGCAGCAAUAGGUUCCCUGGCCGUGUAAUGACGUCAGGAGCGGCGGCCAUUUUCCCCUGGUCUGAGCUCCGCCUUCCUCCUAUCAUUCCAACAAGGCAGCAGGAGCAGAGAGCAGCCAUUGCUGUGUCUGGCAGCAGGAGGCGGAGUAUAUAGAGCAACACAGGGGUCUGUACAAGGCGAUGAUGAUGGAGAAUCUCCGGCCCCUCACAUCACUGGAUGGACCCAGUAACAGAGAUACCCCAGAGAGAUGUCCCCGUCCUCUGUAUUCCCAGGACUGUACAGAGGAGAAUCACAGAAUCCCACAGGAGGAUCAGGUAGAACGUCUGUCUAAUACUAAAAUACAAGAUAUAGAGGGAGAAAAAGAGACGUAUGUGACUGAUAUAAAGGCAGAAGAUAUAGAGGGAGAAGAGACGUAUGUGACUGAUAUAAAGGCAGAAGAUACAGAGGGAGUAGAAGAGACAUAUGUGACUGAUAUAAAGACAGAAGAUACAGAGGGAGAAGAAGAGACGUAUGUGACUGAUAUAAAGACAGAAGAUAUAGAGGGAGAAGAAGAGACGUAUGUGACUGAUAUAAAGGCAGAAGAUAUAGAGGGAGAAGAGACGUAUGUGACUGAUAUGAAGGUAGAAGAUAUAGAGGGAGAAGAAGAGACGUAUGUGACUGAUAUAAAGGCAGAAGAUAUAGAGGGAGAAGAAGAGACGUAUGUGACUGAUAUAAAGGUAGAAGAUAUAGAGGGAGAAGAAGAGACGUAUGUGACUGAUAUGAAGGCAGAAGAUAUAGAGGGAGAAGAAGAGGCGUAUGUGAGGGGUGAUCAGCAGUGUAAGGAGGAGGAGAUCCCUACAGAUAUCAGCACAGCAGAUGGACACACAAGCAAGAAUAUCUCAGAAGGACAUCUAAUGUUAUCCCCGGAUUGUGACAUAAAAGAUAAUGAUAGUAUACAGGAUUCUCCAGGAGAUAACCCCAUUACCCCAAUUAUACAUCCAGCUCUAUCAGCUGAUCCCUCUGAUCCUGGGAAAUGUUCUCCUGAUCACUCUGAUAUUGGUGCAUCUGUUACAGCUCUGACAGUAGAUACAGUGUUUCCGUGUUCUAUAGAUGCCAAAUGUUUUACACAGAACACAAAGCCUAUUAACCCACACACAGGUAAGGCAGGUGAAAGGCCAAUAAUAUGUUCUGAGUGUGGGAAAUGUUUUACAUACAUAUCAGAUCUUGUUAUACAUCAGAGAAGUCACACAGGUGAGAAGUCAUUUCCAUGUUCUGAGUGUGGGAAAUGUUUUGCAUGGAAAACACGUCUUGUUACACAUCAUAGAAGUCACAGAGGUGAGAAGCCAUUUCCAUGUUCUGAGUGUGGGAAAUGUUUUGCACACAAAUCAGCUCUUGUUAGACAUAACAGAAAUCUCACAGGUGAGAAGCCAUUUUCUUGCUCUGAGUGUGGGAAAUGUUUUGUACGUAAAUCACAUCUUGUUAUACAUUACAGAAGUCACACAGGUGAGAAGCCAUUUUCUUGCUCUGAAUGCGGGAAAUGUUUUACACAGAAAUCAGAUCUUAUUGCACAUCAACGAUCUCACACAGGUGAGAAGCCAUUUCCAUGUUCUGAGUGUGGGAAAUGUUUUACACAGAAAUCAGAUCUUAUUACACAUCAGCGAACUCACACAGGUGAGAAGCCAUUUCCAUGUUCUGAGUGUGGGAAAUGUUUUACACAGAAAUCAGAUCUUAUUACACAUCAGCGAACUCACACAGGUGAGAAGCCAUUUCCAUGUUCUGAGUGUGGGAAAUGUUUUGCACACAAAUCAGCUCUUGUUAGACAUAACCGAAAUCACACAGGUGAGAAGUCAUUUUCUUGCUCUGAGUGUGGGAAAUGUUUUGUACGUAAAUCACAUCUAGUUAUACAUUACAGAAGUCACACAGGUGAGAAGCCAUUUUCUUGCUCUGAAUGCGGGAAAUGUUUUACACAGAAAUCAGAUCUUGUUAGACAUCACAGAAGUCACACAGGUGAGAAGCCAUUUCUAUACUCUGAGAAAUAAAUCCGCUCUUGUUGCACACAAUAGACAUCACUCAGGUGAGGAACCAUUUUAAUCUUCUGGAGUAUACUUAUCAUUGCCAUGCGUUGUUCUUCAAGGUUCUUAUCCUAUCUCCUAUGCUUUUUGCAAUAUACAUGUUACCACUGAGCGAAAUAAUCAGAUGUCAUGCCCUCAUCUACCACUGCUAUGCAGAUGACCUGUCUUUUGCUCUGGGUACUGAGAACUCAGUACCAAUCCUAAAUAGUUGUCUAGCUGAGCUCCAGGUGUGGGUGAUGCCAGUUGGCUGUGACUCAGUCCUGGUGAAACAGGUCUUUAUGAUAGAAGCUCACCAACAAAGGGCAGGGCUACAGCUCAGCUUUGCUACCAGCCAGACUUACGCUUGGGGGUUCAGAGUUACAAAAUGCUGAUCAUGUGCGGAAUCUUGGUGUCCUGGAUGGUGGAGUGACACUUAGACAUCAGGUAUCAGCCACAAUCAUAUCCUCAUCUGAGGAACAUAGCCAGACUCCAGCACUUAUUUCCCUCAGAAGAUCUUCCUACAGUCAUACAUUCACUUGUAUCAUCACACAUAGACUACUGCAAUGUCCUCUACCUGGGUCUCCCAGCAAUAGAAUUGCACUGCUUGUAGCUUGUACAGAAUGCUGCAGCCAGGCUGUUACCUAACCGGCCCGUUCCUGCCACAUAACACCCAUUCUCUGCUCCCUUCACCAGCUGCCUGUAAAAUGGUGACUCUUUUACAUAAUCUUACUGACUCUCCCAGCCCUACAUGACCAGGGUCAGUGGUACCAGAAGCAGCUUCUGCCUCCUUACUGACUUACUGUAGGCCCCUAUUACAUAAUCUUACUGACUCUCCCAGCCCUACAUGACCAGGGUCCAUGGUACCAGAAGCAGCUUCUGCCUCCUUACUGACUUACUGUAGUCCCCUAUUACACAAUCUUACUGACUCUCCCAGCCCUACAUGACCAGGGUCCAAGGUACCAGAAGCAGCUUCUGCCUCCUUACUGACUUACUGUAGGCCCCUAUUACAUAAUCUUACUGACUCUCCCAGCCCUA